Chrysemys picta bellii (western painted turtle) is the source of this 3938-nucleotide messenger RNA. NCBI's taxonomy places the organism in Eukaryota, Metazoa, Chordata, Testudines, Emydidae. The record is from RefSeq and is a predicted model, not a curated record.
GGAACCGACGCGAGCUAGGGACACUAUCAUUAUCGGGCUGGGGCGAGUCCUAACGGGACGAACACGCCCCCCCAGGCCCAGCGGGGGAGGGGGGCGGCGCUACAGUGAGUGACGUAGUUGGUUUGACCACGUGCCCGCUGUCUCCCUGGAAACAGCGACACAUGGCUAUGCCGGCGUUAGCGCCCGUCCCUCCCCCGCGGUGUGAGCUACGCGGAGUCACCCGCCGCGGGGCCCGGACCUAGAGCCAACGUUAAACGGCAGUAGGGGAGCAGCGUGUCCCCCUCCCCCUGUGUGCACAGGGAGCCCUGGGGCGGGGCUGGCCACGGGAGAGAAACGCUGACCGGGCUGGUCUACACCAGCCCCACGCAAUGCUCAGUCUCGCGCUGUCCCAGCUGCGGCACGUUAGCGGCGGGUGUCUGUUGGAAGCGCGCACCUGAUGCGCCCACUUUAAUUUGGGAGCCGAGUGUGAACAUCCCAGUGGGCAGGGUGAAAUUGACCGGCGCGUGGCUGGGCCGCUCGAGUCCAGUCCAGCGAUCAUCUCCCUUAAGCCUUAUUGUGAGCGUUUAAGUCAGAUGUAUUAUGGAAAGCCCAGUGGACCUUUGUUUUACUGAAGAAGGAUGUAGCCAUGACAUAGUUCUUGAGAAACAAGUGUUUAGAUCCAAAGUGCCAGAGUCUCAUGUUCAACUUGCUUGUAAUCUACAUUACUGUGCUUUUCCUUUGAAUGGAAAUGAGCUAUGUAUCUGGAAUACUGGCGAUAGCUCUGCUCAUCAUCAGCCAUUGCACUUGGUAGGACACCACCAUUCAAUCACGGCACUGGCAUUUGGAAGUAAAAUCAAUCCACUUCUUGUCUGUUCUGCUUCUUGUGACUAUGUGAUAGUAUGGAACCUGGAUGAGUGCUCAAAGAAAGCACUUCAAGGGUUAAUGCCUCGAGGAAUUGUUAUAGGAACUCUUUUGGGAAUGGUGCUUUAUGUACGAUUUAGUCCAGAUGACCAAGCUGUGGCAGUAUGUGCUGGAAAUCGGAUAUAUAUGUUAAAUGCAAAGAAUGAGGCUAUAUUAACUGAGUUGGAAGGCCAUCUGGCUCCAGUGACUGCAGCUGAGUUUUGCACCUGGGAGAGAAAUAUGCUUAUAUCAGUCUCUGAAGACAGAAGCUUUAAGGUUUGGGACUAUUGUACUGGAUUGCUAAUAUACCAAUCAGCAGUGUUAACAGCAUUUCCUUUGCUAAGUCUGUUCAUUGAUGAAGAAAAUAAACAGAUUAUUACAGGAUGUGCUGAUGGGCAGCUUUGGAUCUUCAGUUUGCUCAGUGGACAUCAGUACCGUUGUGUGGUACAUAUAAACUUAAAGAAAGAGCGAGAUAAAUUCUACAGCAAAACAGGAAAAUCUAGACAACAAUUAGAUCAAAUACAGAAGUUUUCUAAGCUGUACCUCACAAAUGACAGGAGACCAGGAGAAACAGUGGAAACAACAUUGCCAGUCCUCAGAAUUGAACACUGUGACCAAUCAAUAAAUGUAGGCAGAGAAGAAAACUUUUUUCCUGCUGUAAAUGCCAGAUGUUUGUGGAUAGGAAGCUCUACUGGUUUGUUCAUAAUUAACUUGGCAAACUUUGAAUUAGAAGCAGUUUUACAUUAUAAAGAUUACAGUGGCCUCACCAUUCAGUUUGCUGGAUCAUGCGCAUUAAUGAGGAAGGCAGUUAAUGGGAAGGUUUUCUGCUUGCUUACCUCGAUGUUUGAAAAUACGAUUGCUUUGCUGGAGAUUAACCUUGCUGCUUUGAUGAGAUCUCAGCAGAGUGAUUUUCUCUUAUGUGGAAAGGAGAAGAGGCUUUCAGUUAUUGCAAGUUGCUCUCUGUUGCCAAAUUCUCCAUUGUGUACUGAGUCUUUGAAGAAGGAAAGCUGCAAACCUACCAAUAAAAAAAACUUGGGUAUGAAGGACACAAUGAAAGACCAGUCACUGGUUUUCCACAGUAAAAUUAAGUCAUCAGGCUACACAACAGCACCACAAAUGACCAUGUUUUCUCCAAAGACUAACUUGAAGAAAAAUAACAAGAUAGAGUGGAAGAGCAGUUGCAAACGAAAAAAUAAAGAAUAUCUAUUGGAAAAUUCUCCUCCAACUAAAUCUGAGAGACAGAUAUCAGUAGCUAAUAAACCAACUUCUGUUUGCUGUAUUCAGUAUUCAGGGGAUGGAGAGCUGUUAGCUUGUGGCCUAGCUGACAAAUCUUUACUGGUAUUCAAUUCCAAUCUGACAGGAACACCGGCUGUUUUUUCAGGUCAUGAUGGUGCAAUUAACUCUGUUGGCUGGAGUCAUGACAAGAGGUGGUUAGUUUCUGCAUCAGAAGACAGAACAUUAAGGAUCUGGUCAGUCCGCAAUACAGAACCUGCCCUAUUUCUGGGCAAGGAGAUGUUCCAUAAAUCUAUACGCUUUGCACAGUUUUAUUACAUAGAUACAUUUAUAUUGCUGUGUUGUGGAGCUGAAUUUCAUCUGUUAAGUUACUAUCUUGACAUGAGCAAGGAUGACCUAAAACGAUAUAAACAGAAGAGCAUUUGCAAAUCAGUACAGAAAUUCCCCAUGGCUUCUACUGUGGAGAUUACCAGCCUUUCAGCAAUAAAUGAUUUCUACUCUUAUAUUAUACUUGCAGCUGGUAGCAACCGAACUUUAGAAGUUUUUGACCUCAAUGCAGGCUGCAGUGCAGCAGUGAUACCAGAUGCUCAUUCUAGAUCAGUCCACCAGAUCUGUCAAAAUAAGGGAUCAGCUUUUAGCACUCAGCCACUUGAAGCUUACAAUCUUUUCAUGACCACAGCCACUGGUGAUGGCAUCAAACUGUGGGAUUUGAGAACACUGAGGUGUGAACGUCGAUUUGAAGGACAUAUUAACCGCUGCCACCCAUGUGGAAUAUCUGUCUCUCCCUGUGGGCAAUUCAUAGCCUGUGGAUCAGAAGAUAAAAGCGCUUACAUAUAUGAGAUGCGUUCAAGCACCUUUUCCCAUAAAUUGGCAGGACACACGGAAUCAGUGAUCAACGUGGCUUUUAGUCCCUCGUCUCCACAGCUCACCACAGCCACCUUGGAUGGCAAACUCCAGUUGUUUCUAUCUUGAUGCUUGCCAGCCUGUGGAAUGCUGGCCCUGGUGCUCUGGAAAUAACAGCUUGCUGAGAGAAAGGAGACUGGUAACUGUGCAAGCCGCAAAAUAUUCCUUUUUAAAUUACAGUUGUAGAAAUAAUGUCACUUACAUUGGAAAAAUAAGGACAAGAUACAGUAUGGUACAAUUGUACUCAUUCAGGCCUCAGUACAGCAAAGGCUCAAGGAUUGAUGUCAAUGGGGCACUCACAUGCUUAAAGGUAGGCAUGUGCUGCAGUGCUUGGCUGUAUUGGAGUUUCUUACCUGUAGAUUGGUGACACAGUUAAAAUAGAAAGUGGUCCAGUUUUAAAGCGAAAAUUUCUGCCUAUAACUAAAGACUUGAAAUGAGUUCAAGUUCCUCAUUCUUCAUGAAAUGACAUUAGGAGUCAUGUUGGUCCCUUGUUUAUAUCUAUGCAACUCCCAUGAGGUUAAUGGAAGUAACUUGAGUAUAGCAGAAUUUGGUCCUCAUUACUGAGACAAUCUGAUUCAUAUCCAUUUUAUUGCAUUCUGUUAUCUCUUGUACACCAUUCUGUUAAGUUGUUAGGGAUGGGGAAAAGACUUUUAUUUUAAAGGCCUUGUCUUCACAAAGCUAACUUGACAUUUUAGUUUGGUAAUUUACUUAUGUUUAGUUUUACUGUGACAGUAGGGGUGUGCCCCAUUUCUAGAAAUAGAAAAUUUGAAAAGCAUUGAAGUAGAAAAUUAGUUCUGGGAGAAAGCUUUUGGGGUUUUAUUUUAUUUUUAUUUUUUUUGUACAAUUUCUAGCUAUGUUUGCUCUAAUCUUUGAAAAUUCUGAUGUUGGAUAUUGUUUUGAAUAAUAAACUGGUGUUCGAAUCA